This is a messenger RNA of Acomys russatus (golden spiny mouse), 6650 nucleotides long. RefSeq names its product tudor domain containing 6 (gene Tdrd6). Bases 134 to 6562 code for a protein of 2142 amino acids. The transcript is spliced from 5 exons. NCBI's taxonomy places the organism in Eukaryota, Metazoa, Chordata, Mammalia, Rodentia, Muridae. The record is from RefSeq and is a predicted model, not a curated record. Gene Ontology annotation, biological process: spermatogenesis.
CCCGAGGCCCUGCGCCGGGCGCCUGGCUGAAGGAUCGCCUCUCCGGGCGUCCUUCCCCUUGCGUCGGUGCCCCGGUCCUGGCUCGGUGGGACCGUCUCCAGACGCGUGGGGCAGCUCUCGACCGGCCGCAGACAUGAACUCGACUCCUGGGCUGCCUACUCCGGGCGCCUCGCUGGCUCUACGGGUGUCCUUCGUGGACGUGCAUCCCGAGGUGAUCCCGGUACAGCUGUGGGGACUGGUGGGUCAGCGGCGGGAAGAAUACGUGCGGCUGAGUAGGGAGAUCCAGGAGGCCGCCGCCACGCGCGGCCCAUGGGCGCUGGGUGGGGCCUCGGCAUCGCCGGGCGAACUGUGCCUGGUGCAGGUAGGGCUUAUGUGGCACCGGUGCCGCGUGGUCAGCCGCCAGGCGCAGGACAGCCGCGUCUUCCUGCUGGAUGAGGGCCGCACCAUCACGGCGGGCCCGGGCUCACUGGCCCCGGGGCGCAGCGAGUUCUUCCACCUGCCCUCUGAGGUGCUGGGCUGUGUGCUAGCCGGCCUGGUUCCCUCGGGCGGCGGUGGUACCGGCGGUGGCGAACCUCAACAGUGGUCCCCCACCGCAGUAGACUUCCUUAGCAACCUGCAAGGCAAGGAGGUGCACGGAAGGGUCCUGGACGUGCUGCUUCUCCAUCGCCUGGUGCUGCUGGAGGUGCCCGUUGUGUCUAAGCAGAUGGAGGAGCUGGGCCUGGCCAGGCAGGUGCCCGACAGCCUUUUCUGUUCGCUGCUCAAACGCUACCUGAGUGCGGCGGGGCUGGGCUGCCCCGGAGCUCCAGUUCUCCCGCGAGCCGCACCCAAACAAGAGCAUCCAGGGUUGGAUUACUUCUAUCCCCAACUCCAGCUGGGAGUGACAGAGCCCGUGGUGGUAACCCAAGUGUGCCAUCCCCACCGCAUUCACUGCCAACUCCGGAGCCUCUCGCAGGAGAUUCACCGCCUUUCUGAGAGUAUGGCCCAGGUAUACCGGGUGUCCAUAGGGACAGAGGAUGAAGACUCAGGCAGUGCCACCUGGGAGGAGAGGGAGGAGAGCCCAGACAAGCCGGGGUCUCCAUGUGCUUCCUGUGGCUUAGAUGGACAGUGGUACCGGGCUCUCUUGCUUGAAACGUUCAGGCCUCAACGUUGUGCCCAGGUGCUUCACGUCGAUUAUGGAAGAAAAGAACUAGUGAGCUGCAGCAGCCUUCGCUACUUGCUGCCCGAGUAUUUUCGAAUGCCUGUGGUGACCUACCCAUGUGCUUUGUAUGGACUCUGGGACUGUGGGAGAGGCUGGUCUCCGUCACAAGUUGGUGAUUUGAAAGCCCUGAUCCUGGGCCAGGCGGUGAAUGCCAAGAUUGAAUUUUACUGUUCCUUUGAGCACAAGUACUAUGUCACCCUGUACGGGGAAGAUGGAAUUAACCUCAACAGUGCAUUUGGACUACAAUGCUGUUGCUUGGCUGACCGAUUUCUUCAGAGCCAGGGGAUAGAGGAGGAAGAGGAGGAGGAGGAGGAAGAGGAGGAGGAAGUGGAGGUUGCAUUUCAGCCUCAGCCCCUCGCCGAGGAAAUGAAGGAGGAAGGUGCUCUCCCAUUCUUAAGGUCCAUCCGGUUGAAGAUGAACGCCUUCUACGAUGCCCAGGUGGAGUUUGUGAAGAGCCCUUCAGAGUUCUGGAUCCGCCUCAGAAAGCACAAGAACACCUUCAGCAAGCUGUUGAAAAGGAUGUGCAGCUUCUAUUCCUCUGCCAGUAAGCUGGACGGGGUUAUUUUGAAACCGGAACCGGAUGACCUCUGCUGUGUCAAAUGGAAAGAAAAUGGCUAUUACCGAGCCAUGGUGUCCCGGUUAGACAGCAAGAGUGUGGAUGUGUUCUUAGUGGAUCGGGGCAACUGCGAGAGCGUGGACUGGUGCGAUGUGAGAAUGUUGCUGCCUCAGUUUAGGCAGUUACCAAUAUUGGCUCUGAAGUGCACCCUGGCUGACAUCUGGCCUUUGGGGAAAACUUGGAGCCAGGAGGCGAUUUCAUUUUUUAAGAAGACAGUGCUCCACAAGGAGUUAGUGGUCCACAUUCUUGAUAGGCAGGCUCACCAGUACGUCAUCGAGAUCCUUGACGAAUCCAGGACAGGGGAAGAAAACAUAAGUAAGGUCAUCGCUCAAGCUGGGUAUGCUAAGUACCAGGAGUUUGAGACAAAAGAAAACAUCAGACCCAGUGUGCACUCCACGGGACACGUUUCAGGUCAUUUUAUCGCGGAGACUGGCAAAUUAUCUUCAGCCAAGGAGGGUGAUGGAGACCACAAAGCCAAGAAAGACCAGAAAACUCUGCCUGUUUCAGAAGCUUCGGCCAACACGGCAAACCUUUCGAAUGUUGCCGCCGGGCACAUUGCACGGGACAAGGAGAAGGUAGCAUCUGAUUCUUCCAUCCUCGCUCUGAAUUACCUGCAGAUGACGCCUGGCUGCUGUGGCAAAGGGGAGCUGGAGGUGGGCAGUACCUUUGAAGUCAAAGUGUCGCACGUGGAAAACCCUGGCUCCUUCUGGUGCCAGCCGAUGAGGAACGCGCAAGGGUUCAGAACACUGAUGUGUGACAUUGAGGACUAUUGCAAAAGCGAGCCAGCUCCCUACGAAGGGGACACCCGCGCUUGUCUGGCCAAGCGAACAGCAAACGGAAGAUGGUCCAGAGCUCUGAUUAGCGGGGCCCAGACGGUUGAGCACGUCAGGGUGGUGUUUGUGGACUAUGGAGACAAGGAUGUGGUAUCUAUGAAGGACAUCCUCUCCGUCAGUGAUGCCUUCCUCAAGGUUAGAGCUCAGGCGUUUAGAUGCAGUCUUUAUAAUUUGAUCCAACCCACAGGCGACAAUCCCUUUGUCUGGGAUGAGAAGGCAGUACAGGCCUUCAGUGGGUUUAUAGACAACGCCUGGCAGAACAACUUAGAAUUGAAAUGCACAAUCUUUGCUUUGGCGUCGAGGCACGAUGAAGAGUGGUUCCAUGUUGUGGACUUGCUCACGCCUUUCCAGAGCGCCUGCCAUUUUUUGGUAGAAAAGAGACUUGCCAGGCCUGUGAAGCUGCAGAAGGCCCUGGAACCGUCUGUUGAGCUACAUUCUUACUAUUAUUCCACCCACGACCUAAAAAUCGGAAGUGAAGAAUUGGUGUACAUAACGCAUGUCGACGACCCUUGGACAUUUUAUUGCCAACUAGCAAGAAAUACAAAUAUUCUAGAAAAGUUGUCAUACAACAUUAUACAGCUAAGCAAAGCCUUGCUGAAUUUACAGACAUCUACCUUGAUCCCUGGCACCUUGUGCCUCGCCAAAUACACUGAUGGAAACUGGUAUAGGGGAGUAAUAGUAGAAAAAGAACCAAGUAAAGUCUUCUUUGUUGAUUUUGGGAACACGCACACAGCAAGGGAUCAUCUUAUCCCCAUCCCUGGCGACGCCUAUGAUGUUUUACUUUUACCCAUGCAAGCUAUUAAGUGUUCGCUAUCUGAUAUUCCUCCUCACAUCCCAGCGGAAGUCACGGCGUGGUUUCAGGAGACGGUUUUGGAUAAGUCGUUGAAGGCUUUAGUCGUAGCAAAAGACCCAGAUGGGAGACUGAUCAUUGAGCUGUACGACCAGAGCGCCCAAAUCAAUGCCAGUAUUAACGAGAAGCUAGGGCUCCUUGGCUACAAAAGCAGAACAAGAAAAAAGGACAAAGAGAAUGAGAUAAUCCUCCACGCGAGCAAAGCUCUUGAAAAUAAAAAUGAGAGCGUCAAGUCGCUGCCUACAGAAUACUUGAAGAAACCAGGGGAAAGCAAAUCACACAGUGUAGAGAUGACGGGUGAGUCAUGCAAGCCCAAGAUCAGCCCAGCGCGUAAGGAGCUCAGUUAUUUGCAAGGUUCAACAAAGGCCAACCUGGCUACUCCGUAUCAGGGCCCUGUGGGAAACAGAAAUGAUGCAGGGUUUCCGUUAACCAGAGAGAAGAAAGAAGAUAUGUUUGUCAUUCCACCUGUGGGAGCCGCUAAACUAGCCUCCACUCCUCCAGAGAGGAGAAAAGGGGACUCCGGCAGCAAAGAUCUGCCUCCGAAGUUCUGUGAAUUCCCGCAGAAGACAAUAGCACCCGGCUUUAAGACCUCUGUAUAUGUUUCCCAUAUUAAUGACCUUUCAGAUUUUUACAUCCAGCUGAUAGAAGAUGAAGCUGAGAUCAAUUGUCUUUCAGAGAGAUUAAAUGAUGUCAGAACAAGGCCCCAGUGUCACGCAGGUCCACCUUGGCAAAGCGGAGAUGUGAUAUGUGCCAUUUUCCCAGAAGAUAACUUAUGGUACCGAGCAGUGGUCACGGAACAACAACCCAACGACCUUCUCUCCGUUCAGUUUAUAGAUUAUGGCAACAUGUCUGUGGUCCACACUAACAAAACGGGUAGGCUUGGCCCCAUUGAUGCAGUGCUACCAGCACUGUGCUUCCAUUGCUCCUUAAAGGGGAUUUUGGUACCUGACAUGGUGAGCUGUAAGGAAAUGGUGGGCUACUUUUCCCAAAGGACGGACGAGGCUCAGAUAAGAUGUGAAUUUGUUAAGUUCCUAGGCACCUGGGAAGUGAUUCUCGCCGACGAACACGGAAUCAUAGCUGAAGAUAUGAUUAGCAGGUUUCGGGUCAAUGAAAAAUCUCAAAUGGGGGUUACCACCCAAAUCAUGAGAGGGGACUGUUCAAACUCUGCUAACAAACCCAACAUUGACACUUCCGUGUUUCUUAACUGGUAUAAUCCCAAAACAAAGUCGAUAAGAGCCUAUGCCACCGUCAUAGACGGGCCUGAGUACUUCUGGUGUCAGUUUGCCGAUUCUGAGAAGCUGCAGUAUGUAGAAGCCAAGGUUCAAACUGCCGCAAAGCAGCUCGCAGACAGGGGGAGCUGUGUCCCGUGUCCCCGCGUUGGAGACCCUUGUAUAGUGAGGUACAGAGAAGACGGUCGCUACUACAGGGCCCUCAUCACUAAUAUCUGUGAUGGUCACCUUGCGUCUGUCAGGCUUGUGGACUUUGGGAACGUCGAAGACUGCGUGGACCACAAAGCACUUUGGAACAUCCCUUCUGAACUCGCGGUGAUCCCCAUGCAAGCAUUUCCGUGCUGUCUUUCCGGGUUCACGGUCUCCGGCGGUGUGUGCCCUCAAGAAGAAAACGACUAUUUUUACGAGAUAGCCACGGAAGAUGUGUUGGAAAUAACAAUCCUGGAGCUCAAAAGGGAUGUUUGCAACAUCCCCUUAGCAGUCGUGGAGUUGGAAAGCAAAGGCGAAAGCAUUACCGAGAAGAUGAAGAAAUACGCGAGGGCAGGCAUUCCCAGGCGCGACCCGUACUGUGACAGACAUGGACAUGGCGCAGAGAGACAGGGAGGCCUUAGGCCCACUAGCCCUGACCUUGGCCUUAAGAAACCAAGUCACAAAAUGGUACAGGAUAACAAGUUAUAUGUGGAAACCCGGGCAGGUGAGCUCUCGGAGAGAAUUGAAAAAGAUUUGAACGUUGAAGCCAAGCCAAGUAAAUUCUAUGAACGUAGCACCCGUAGUAUUUUCGGAGCGUUCGAGAGCACGUGCAAAGGUAAAAUGGAUUCUGAAAGGCUAGAUGAUAAAAUGGGUUGCCAUUUUGUGGGCAGAGCCAAGUUUGACGAUAACUAUCUCAUUGCAGGAUUUAACCCACUAAUGUCCCAUGCCGGUGAGCCACAGGAAUUACUGGAGCUAAAUUCUCUGGAGGUACCACUCUCCCCCGAUGACGAAUGCAAAGAAUUCUUAGAACUGGAUUCCAUCGAGUUACAGCACUCUCCUGUCGGAGAGGAAGAGAAAGAGGAGCUAGGCCUGGGGUCUCCAGUGGCACCCCCGUCGUCCCCCGGCUGCGAGGCAGGAGCCACCCUGGAACCAUUUACGGUGCAGCUUCCCCUGGAAUGUGAGACGGCGGCGGAGCAGCUAGACUUGGACCUCCCCACGCCCCAGCUGUCCUUGGAUGACAGCCUAAGUCCUUUAUCCGCAGCUGUCAGUGGGAGCAUCCAGGAAACCAGGUGUGCCGAGGAUGAGAGGAAGUUCAGUUGUGGGGCCUCUUCGGAUGACGGCCACAGCGUGUCACCACCCCUCCACCACGGCAAGAGUGGCGAUUCCCCCACACACGAUGAAAUGAACCUGUUUGAAGAGGAGUUUCCACAAUUUGAAAACAGAGACAAUACUGCCUUAUUGGCACCUUUGUUCUCGCAGGAAGAUGGCAGAGACGGAAGGAAGUGCGGGGGUGCUGUCCCAGCUGUUCAACUACACAGCACCUACACUCUGAAAGGCUUCUCUGUUGGAUCGAAAUGUGUCGUGUGGUCAAGCCAAAGGAACACGUGGUCUAAGUGUGAGAUUCUGGAGCUAGCCGAAGAUGGAACAAGGGUUUUGAACCUCUCAAGUGGUGUGGAGGAGAUAGUAAGCCCUGAGAACGUCUGGAAUGGAAUUCCCAAAGGAGAUAAGAAUGCCUCUGAGGCUGUGCCCCAAACAGUGGGAAAGGACCUCUCCCUCGUGUCAUCGGAUGACGCCACCACCGAAGGCUUUUUUUCGGUUUCAGAGGAGCAAGGUGGAGGUGACACAGACUCGACUCUGGAGGUGUAGACAUGGCCAAUCAGAAGCUGCCUUUAACAAGCCACAUGCUACCCAGACCAAGCAUCCUCAAGGAAACAUAGAGCAUGUGACCCCUGGA